UUACAUCUCUAACAGAAAAACAUUUAUUCAUUUUAAUAAAAUUUUAGUGACAACAAGAUGUAAUUUUUUCAAUAAAAUAUGUAAAUAAAUUCUCAAAAUCUUCAUAUUAGCGGUUGAUUGGACCUUUUCGAAGUUACUGUACUAAACUCACCAUAGCGCAUUCCAACAUUUGCAUCAGCUGUCCACGCUGUUUACGCUGAUAAGAACAAUUUGGUCGGUGCAAGUGCAAAAUUAGUGGAGCGGCGUAUUUUCUUCUCUGGAGGGAAAAUUUAAGCAAUGCGACCUCUAUGUCGCCAACCUUGCGCACGAGGUCUUUUAAUACAACCCGCUAAAACAGUUCUUAAUUAUAUUUUGCGUAUAUAUGGUGAUAAAUCGGGCCAAAUAGAGAUUCCACCCGAACCCACAACAUGCUGCAUGUCUGGUUGUGCGAAUUGCGUUUGGAUCGAGUAUGCGGAGACUUUGUCGAAACUGUUCGAGGGUAAUGACGAGAAGGCUAGACAAAUUAUAUUAAGUAAAAUUACAGAUCCGAAUUUGAAAAUGUUCUUAAGUAUGGAGUUGAGAAAUAUUGCACAACGAAGAGCCGAUGAAAGAAGUACGAGUACUUCGAAGAAGGAUCAAUAGCCGCUAGAGAAAAAUGUUAAUUAAAAUUAUUGCCUCCCACUCACAUGUAACAAUAUACUAAAUAAUAUAUUUAUAUGCUAUACAAAUUAAGUGCAAAAUAAAAUAAUUUACAUUUACAAAUAAAGAAAAAAAAUAA
Messenger RNA from Zeugodacus cucurbitae (melon fly), 757 nucleotides. RefSeq names its product oxidoreductase-like domain-containing protein 1. Lineage: Eukaryota; Metazoa; Arthropoda; Insecta; Diptera; Tephritidae. The coding region runs from base 277 to 621 and encodes 114 amino acids. Gene Ontology annotation, cellular component: mitochondrion. The record is from RefSeq and is a predicted model, not a curated record. The transcript has 3 exons.